Molecule: messenger RNA, 3987 nt
Organism: Piliocolobus tephrosceles (Ugandan red Colobus)
Lineage: Eukaryota; Metazoa; Chordata; Mammalia; Primates; Cercopithecidae
Gene: SPOUT1
Product: SPOUT domain containing methyltransferase 1
Exons: 12
Coding region: 49-1179 (376 amino acids)
Biological process (GO): miRNA processing; maintenance of centrosome location
Cellular component (GO): mitotic spindle; spindle pole centrosome; kinetochore
Molecular function (GO): miRNA binding
Source: RefSeq, a predicted model, not a curated record
AGAGGCGAGUCUCAUUGGCAGAGGCGUGACCGACGCUGUGUGCGGAACAUGGCGGAGCGCGGGAGGAAGCCGCCCUGCGGCCGGGGUGAACACGGCCAAAGGAUUGAGUGGCGAAAAUGGAAGCAACAGAAGAAAGAGGAGAAAAAGAAAUGGAAGGAUCUCAAGCUGAUGAAAAAACUGGAGCGGCAGCGGGCACAGGAGGAACAGGCAAAGCACCAGGAAGAGGAGGAGGCAGCAGCAGAGAAGGAGGACCGCGGGCGGCCCUACACACUGAGCGUAGCCCUGCCGGGCUCCAUCCUGGACAAUGCUCAGUCGCCGGAGCUUCGCACCUACUUGGCCGGUCAGAUUGCCAGAGCCUGUGCCAUCUUCUGUGUGGAUGAGAUCGUGGUGUUUGAUGAGGAGGGCCAGGAUGCCAAGACCGUGGAGGGGGAUUUCACAGGAGUUGGGAAGAAGGGGCAGGCGUGCGUACAGCUGGCCCGGAUCCUGCAGUACCUGGAGUGUCCGCAGUAUCUGAGGAAGGCGUUCUUCCCCAAGCACCAGGAUCUACAGUUUGCAGGGCUUCUGAACCCCUUGGACAGCCCCCACCACAUGCGUCAGGACGAGGAAUCCGAGUUCCGAGAGGGCAUCGUGGUGGAUCGGCCCACCCGGCCAGGCCACGGCUCCUUUGUCAACUGUGGCAUGAAAAAGGAGGUGAAGAUUGACAAGAACCUGGAGCCUGGGCUUCGGGUGACGGUGCGACUGAACCAGCAGCAGCUCCCAGCAUGCAAGACCUACCGUGGCAAAGUGGUGUCAUCACAGGACCCUCGCACCAAAGCUGGGCUCUACUGGGGCUACACCGUCCGCCUGGCUUCCUGCCUCAGUGCUGUGUUUGCUGAGGCCCCCUUCCAGAACGGGUAUGACCUGACCAUCGGGACGUCAGAGCGUGGCUCGGAUGUGGCCUCUGCCCACCUCCCCAGCUUCAGGCAUGCUCUUGUGGUGUUUGGGGGCCUCCAGGGGCUGGAAGCCGGAGUGGAUGCUGACCCCAACCUGGAGGUGGCUGAACCCAGUGUCCUCUUUGACCUGUACGUCAAUACCUGUCCUGGCCAGGGUAGCCGCACCAUCCGCACGGAGGAAGCCAUCCUCAUCUCCCUGGCCGCCCUGCAGCCUGGCCUCACCCAGGCCGGUGGCCAGCACCCCUGAAAGUUCUAAGGGGCCCAGGACAUCAGUGAAGCAGCAGUGAAACCAGGGGCUCUACAGGUCACUUGGGACGGAUGCCGCCAGACUUGUCUCCAAAAAUCACCACCUUUAAUGCUCCCCGGCCUGCACACGCCCAGCCUUGCUGGGCUCUGCCCUCACUUACUGCCCGCUGUGAUGGCCUUGAGGCUGCCUGCCCGCGCCAGGAUGUUUGGCACAAAGAGCAGCCCCGAGGCCCGCUCAAUGCUCUCAAUGGGCACCAGGAAGCGCUCCAGUGGGAUGGCCUCGUCCACAGGUGCGUUGGGCAUCACGUAGGAGCGGAGCUCGAUUUGCCCGCCUGCGGCCUCCAGGAUCAGCACCUUGAAGAAGUGUGUGGGCACUGCCACGUGGUUUUUGCCGAUGACCUGGUACUUCACAUAGGAUUUCCCAUCAGCCUCUGUCCUGUAGGCAGACCCAGGCACACGUGGGCAGGAGGCCUGGAUGAACCCAAGGCCACCUCUUCAAGGAAGCCUUCCCUGAUCUGUCCUUUCACUUUUGUCAGCCUGCGGGACCAGUCCCUCACUGUGAGACUUCCGCGGCCUGCCUGGCCUCUCCUCGAGGCUGGAACUGUCUCCAGAGUGAAGGUUAACUCUCCCUCUGUUUUCCUCAUGCCCAACACCGGGUCAGGCAGAGUGGGCGACAAUAAAUGCCGCUAGAAGAAUUGAGCCUUCUGCACGUUCACAUUCGUCUGGGGGGAGACUUAACAACUGUCCGUCUCUCUCCAUGGAGGUGAGCACCAAGUGGGCAAGGACCAUGACAGGUGACAUCCCAGCACCAGCACAGGUGCCGGGACACCGGACGGGGGCUUCCCCUCAGCAGAGUCUCCUCCCUUGCCCCGGGCCCUAGGAGGCACCUGCUAAUGAAAUUUGAUCAGUGCCAGGCCCUGGGGAAGCAUGUGACAUCAACCAAGAGGUCGCAGGUUUUACAGUGGGGGACACAGGUCAUUUGCCCACAGCACCAAGGAACUAGGGGAUGAGGCAGGCCUGGACUCCAUCCCGAGCCUGUGGAUUCCAGAGUGAGCUGCUCAGCUCCACAUGUUGCCUCUCAGUCCCAGCCCUCUGCAGGCCAGAAAAACCACGGAGCAUGCCCAGAGGUGCUCCGUUGCUUCCAUCUGAGAGGCAGGGCUGCAGAGGGGCAAGAGUGGAGGCCCCGGGUCAGGCAGAUCUAGGUUCAAACUCCUGAGAAGGGUGGUGGAAAGUGCUCCAAGCAGAGCAGAGACUGAAGGUGGGAGAGCUUGGUGCACCGGGGACCUGCAGGGGUUUCCAUAUGGGCAGAACAGGAUUGGUUGGGCAUGCCAAGAGGUGACAGCAGGGAGAAGCGGGGGCAGAUUCGGGGCCUGCUGCUGCCCAUGGACAGAGGAGAGAUGGUCAGGGGUAUCCGACAGGUCUUUAGCUGUGGAAGUGGAAUGAGGGGACCCGAGGCAGGAAAGCUGACAGGCUUGCCAAGAAACCAGAUGAGUAGGGAACUGGUAUUGACCCAGAGCCUGGGGCAAGCCUGGCCCUGUGAGUGGCAGUAGGGGCCCCGGGUGAGUGGGAGGUUCGGCCGCCCCCCGGCCCCCUGGUUUCCACCUUACCUGGGCAGGAAGAGUGGCCCUGUGCAGACAUAGACGUUUUGGUAGCUGCGGGUCAAGCUGCGGCUGUAUUUCUCCAGGUUGUUCCAGGCAUUCUGGUUGAGGUGGGGUACCUGGUAGGAGAGGUAGGGCUUAGCAGAACUGUGGCUGGGACCCUUCCUCCUCUAUCAGAGGGCUGCCCCAGGCCCUGAGAGGAUGGACACGCUCAGAGAUGUCCAGUGAGAGACGAGCAUGAGGAAACUGAGACUCAAGGAAUGAAAGUCACUCUCUGAAACCGCAUGGAGUCAGGCCGGGCUGACAAGUGCUAGCCAUCACCCUCUGUCCCUUCCACAGCCUGGGUGUCAAAGUCUUUUCUCAGCUCCCAAGAGCCGAAUGAAGGAAGGAACGUGUCUCCACCUUUCAGAGAGAAGGACUGAGACCUAUCCCCAGCCCCACCCAGGGGCUCAUGGGAAGACCAGCCCUUCCAACCACCAACCCGUUCCCUUUCCCAGUCCGAGCCACAGGCAGAGCCUCGAGGGAAUGUCAUGAAUCGACCUCCAUCCUGAGCUCUCCAGGCCUCGGACAAUGGAAAGCGGGUAGGGGGCUGUGCUCCCAGAAGGAAGCUGGGUCAGACGCUGGUGCCCCAUGGGCUCCACCCAGAGCCCCAUGGCAGUCUCCAUCCUUUGGUGCCAGGACCUGCUGGGAACAGGCUGAGAGGGAGGUUGGCCCAGUGCACAGUGCCUGGCACUAACAGCCUGACCACGGGCCAGUGUCUGCCUUGAAACUGCCCAAAGGCAGACAGGGUAGGAUGGAGGUUCACAGUUUUAUAAGCCAGGGGUCCCCAACCCCUGGGCCACAGACUGGUACCAGAACUGGGCCACACAGCAGGAGGUGAGCACAAGGCCAGCAAGGGAAGCUUCAUCUGUAUUUACAGCCACUCCUCAUUGAUGGCAUGGCAGCCUGAGCUCCGCCUCUUGUCAGAUCAAUGGCAGCUGGACAUUCUCAUAGGCGCUGGAAUCCUAAGGUGAACUGCGCAUGUGAGGAGGUUGCCCGCUUCUUUUGAAAACCUAAUGCCUGAUCUGUCAUUAUCACCCGUCACCUCCAGAUAGGACUGUCUUAGUUGGAGGAAAACAAGCUCAGGGCUCCCACGGAUCCUACAUUACUGUGAGAUGUAUAUUUCACUAUAUAUUACAAUGUAGUAAUAAUAAAGUGUACAAUAAAUGUAA